Plasmodium vivax (malaria parasite P. vivax) is the source of this 1590-nucleotide messenger RNA. Its product is annotated as variable surface protein Vir12-related. Lineage: Eukaryota; Apicomplexa; Aconoidasida; Haemosporida; Plasmodiidae. The transcript has 2 exons. The record is from RefSeq and is a predicted model, not a curated record. The coding region runs from base 1 to 1590 and encodes 529 amino acids.
AUGGGAAACCCAGAGGCAGCGACGGCGCCAACCACCAAUAAAUGGGAUAGUGUACUGAAAGGGUUAGCUUCACAUAAAAUAUAUGAAGACUUCGAUAAAGAAGAUGAUAGAGGCAAUAAGUAUGAUGACGUAUGUAAAAUAGAAAUAGAUGGGAAAAUAAGAUAUACUGAAUUUCGUGAAAUUUGUAAUAAAUUUGCUAAGAACUUGGAAGAUAUAUUUUGCAAUAAAUACGGGGAAAAAACCAUUAAUUACUGCAUAUUACUGGAAUACUGGGUGUAUGAACAAAUAAAAAAAAUACCUAAAACUGGUGAAAAGAAAAAUGAAAUAUUUUUUCUUACGGAAAAACUAAAAAAGGUGCAGUACUCCAUUAAAAAAAAUUGUUCUGAAAAUUUUGAAUGCUACGAUUAUUAUAAUGACUAUUUCGGUGAUUGGAAAGACGAGAAAGAGCUAUAUGAAUAUUUUUUAAAUUUUGAUGAAAUUGAUAGUAAUAUUGAUAAGAAGGAGGAUGUAAAUGAAAAUUAUAAAAGGUACUUGAAGCAUAUUUUGGAUCUAUAUAAAAAAAAAAAAAAAAGUGGUUGUUGUAACAUUAAAUAUUAUCACCUUUGUGAUCAUUAUUUUAGAUGUAAUCCAAAGUAUGAUCCAGAGGUGCUCUUAUCAAAGUUAGGAGAACCAAAAGGAGAAAAUCCUCCUUCAAAAUCAGAUAAAGAUGGUAUAGAUGUCUCUGCAGAAAUAGGUGAAAAUAAAAAAUAUGUAGAUGCAUAUGGAAAACAUAUACAACCAACUCGAACUGAUGUUGUCAUCCCUGAUGUGCCACUUGGAUGGCAUAAAAGAAAAGACAAAUCUAAAUCGAGAAUUCAAAACGUUAGAUGUCUUAUGAAUUAUACAGCUAAGAAUAGUAAAUAUGCAUUGGUUUCGUGUUAUAACUUUGGAAAAGGAUACCCGGAUGUUGAGCAUAUAUUUAGACCUACAAAGGAAGAGGAUGCUUUUUUUUCUGAAUUAAAAAACAAAGGAAAAGGACACUAUGAUAAUCUAAGUUCUAGUGUAGUCUAUAGGAAAUCAUUUCCUGAAGGUUCAAAUAAAAAUGAGAGAGGUGCCACACAACCUAAUAUUACUGCAGUGAUGCCGGCAUCGAUACAUGGAUACAGCCCCCUAGGACAAUUAAUAAAGGAAGAACAGGAUGAGUAUACUGAAGAACCUCAAAAGAGUCGCGCGUUUACAUAUAGAUUUGCACCAACAGCCAGAAGUUAUCUCAAUGAAGAAGAAUUCAAUAAAAUACCUUGUAUUUAUAUUAAAAUAAAUGAGAAUGGAACAAAAGAGUGUGUAAAAAAGGAAGACUUGGAUAAAAUUAAAGUUUUUACAGAUAAAGAACUUCAGAAUUUAGGUACUGAAGAAACUGUUGCCACGUCUCCUGCAACAGAUUCUCAUGCAGACGAAUCUCUCGUUUUUUUUGAGACAAUAGGGGAUAGUAUGUUCAAAACACCUAUGUUCCGGGGUGCUACCUUAGCAGUAUUAUUAGCAGGAAUGGUUUUCGUUUUUUUUAUUUAUUACAAGGUAUAUAAUAGUUAUAAAAUGUGUGCAUACAUAAAUUAG